This is a messenger RNA of Leptopilina boulardi, 525 nucleotides long. RefSeq names its product histone-lysine N-methyltransferase PRDM16-like. NCBI's taxonomy places the organism in Eukaryota, Metazoa, Arthropoda, Insecta, Hymenoptera, Figitidae. The record is from RefSeq and is a predicted model, not a curated record. The transcript has 3 exons. The coding region runs from base 1 to 525 and encodes 174 amino acids.
AUGCAGCAAGCUUGCAGUGCAAACUUGCAAAACUUGCAACGCAAGUCGGCUGCAAAUGUUAACUCUGGCAUGCUUCCAAUUUCUCGAAAUGUGGAAAAUUUUAGUGGUUAUCAUAAUUCUAUUUAUGAAAAUCCCGAGAGAAAUUUCAAAAAUUUUCCUUGUCCCAAUUGUCCAAGUGCUUUUACUCGUAAAAAUGGACUUAUUUGCCAUUUACGAUUUGAAUGUGGACAACCACCACGUUUUAAAUGUCCCUAUUGUGACUAUAGAUCAAAAAAAUCAUCAAAUGUUCAAAAACAUGUUCAUUACAGAACAUCAGCUGAAACAACAUUUGUUUGUCCACAAUGUAAACGUAAUUUUCGACGAAUGAAAGGAUUAAAACAACAUAUGACUUAUGAAUGUAAUCGACUACCACGUUUCCAGUGUCCCUAUUGUUGUCAACGUUCAAAACUUUUGUCAAAUUUGUAUAAACACAUUCGACGAAUUCACGCUGGAAAUAAAGUCUGGGGAAUUGAUCUACAUCAAUAA